AUGUUCUAUAAUUUUUUGGUCCUUCAUUUUUUGUUCUUCACUGUUUUUCAACAUCGGUUUUUCUGUCCUUCAUUUUUGCUGUUCUUCAGUUUUUCUGUUCUUCAUUUUUUCUGUUCUUCAUUUUUUCUGUUCUUCAUUUUUUCUGUUUUUCUGUCCUUCAUUUUUUCUGUUCUUCAGUUUUUCUGUUCUUCAGUUUUUCUGUCCUUCAUUUUUUCUGUUCUUCAGUUUUUCUGUCCUUCAUUUUUUUCUGUCCUUCAUUUUUUAUGUCCUUCAUUUUUUCUGUUCUUCAGUUUUUCUGUUCUUCAUUUUUUCUGUCCCUCAUUUUUUUCUGUUUUUCUGUUUUUCUGUCCUUCAUAUUUUCUGUUCUUCAGUUUUUCUGUCCUUUAUUUUUUCUGUUUUUCUGUCCUUCAUUUUUUCUGUCCUUCAGUUUUUCUGUUCUUCAGUUUUUCUGUCCUUCAUUUUUUCUGUUUUUCUGUCCUUUAUUUUUUCUGUUCUUCAGUUUUUCUGUUCUUCAGUUUUUCUGUUAUUCCUUUUUUCUGUUUUUCUGUCCUUCAUUUUUUAUGUCCUUCAUUUUUUCUGUUCUUCAGUUUUUCUGUUCUUCAUUUUUUAUGUCCUUCGUUUUUUCUAUUCUUCAUUUUUUCUGUCCUUCAUUUUUUCUGUUUUUCUGUCCUUCAUUUUUUCUGUUCUUCAUUUUGGGCUGUUCAGUUUUUUGUUUUUUUUACAGUUUUUUUUUUUUGUUCAUCGUUUUUUAUUUUUCAUCUUCUCUUUUUCUUUUCUUCAGUUAUUUCUUUCUUCUUCAAUUUUUUCAUCUUCAUUAUUUUCGUUCUUCAGGACCGUUUCGCUGUUUGUUCUUUCAUCACAUUCUUCAAAAAUUCCUUCUUUAUCUUUAUUCCACAUGGUUCUGUCUUGCGCCAUAGCUUCUCAAAACUUUCUUUUUUUUUACAAGUUCUUUUAAAUUUCUUUUUUUCUCCCUUUUUUCUUUCGUCAUAUUCAUCUAAACAUUUUCUUCUACACUUUCUUUCAUUUUUAAUAUCCUUCUGUUUCGUUUUUUCUAAAUUUCUUUCGCGCAUUCUUCUCCCUGAUAAGUCUUUCUUUUUUCUUUCCUUAUGCCUUUGUUCUUAUAAAUAUCUUUCUUUAGUGAAUUUUUAUUUUUUUUGUGAUCUUUUUUUUCAUUUCUUUUUAUCAUUUUACACAUUAUUUGUUCACCCUUUUUCUUUUCUUUCUGUUUUUAUAACCCAUUUAUUUGGACUAUUUUGGGAGCCUCUUUCUAUUCUUCUUUGA
This is a messenger RNA of Acanthosepion pharaonis, 1281 nucleotides long. The record is from the annotation of a GenBank genome assembly. Lineage: Eukaryota; Metazoa; Mollusca; Cephalopoda; Sepiida; Sepiidae.